AUGGAGAACUUACACAAUAAAUGCAUCUGCCUUAUAAAGGAUAACAGUACUCACCAUCACCAGGUAUAUAAAAUGUCAAACAUCAACCUAUACAGAAGUAUUUUACUGCUAGCUCUAUGUUACCUGCAAAUUAUGUAUCAGGCUGAAGGUGUACAUCCACCAAAAGAAUAUGACUGUUCAGAGAUCUGGAAAAAAGACAAAACUGCAGUGAGUGGAAUCUACACAAUACAACCAAAAGGUGCUAACGUUACUUUUCAGGUGUCCUGUGAAAUGUCAGCGGCCGGUGGUUGGACCCUUAUGCAGAACCACAAUGGAGAGGAUGGGUUGUCUUUCAACCAAGUGUGGGCUGACUUUGAAAAUGGAUUUGGAAGACUUGAUGGUGAACACUGGCUGGGGCUCAAAUACAUUUUUCUCUUGACAAGUCAACAUUCUAAACCUAGCAAGCUGCGAAUCAGCAUUGGGGACUUUGCAGGCAACAUAGCUUAUGCCCAGUACACUGCCUUCAGCGUUGGGAAUGCAGGACUCUUCUACAAGCUCUCAUUAGGAAAAUACUCGGGCACAGCAGGAGAUGCCUUCCAUGGGGAUAUCGGCAAUACUGCAACCAAUCAGGACGGCAGCUAUUUCAGCACUCAGGACCAACCCAAUGACAACUGUACCCCAAUGUGCUCCAGUGGUGACAUCUUGUAUCCGAGCUGCAGUUACUAUCAGCAAGCUGGAUGGUGGUUUAAUGCCUGUGGGUUAGCAAACCUGAAUGGGGAUUGGCACAGUUCAGAUGAUAUUUAUAACUGGAUAUCUUCAGUGUCGUGGCCAACAUGGAGGGCCAACCAGUCCCUGAAAUUCAGCAAGAUGUAUGUGAUUUUCGAUUAGCAGGAAAAAGU
This is a messenger RNA of Pseudophryne corroboree (corroboree frog), 878 nucleotides long. Its product is annotated as angiopoietin-related protein 5-like. Lineage: Eukaryota; Metazoa; Chordata; Amphibia; Anura; Myobatrachidae. The transcript has 7 exons. The coding region runs from base 1 to 867 and encodes 288 amino acids. The record is from RefSeq and is a predicted model, not a curated record. Gene Ontology annotation, biological process: regulation of immune response; negative regulation of T cell activation.